UUCCUCCCCUUCCCUCCCCCAGAUUAAAAAAAACAAAAACAAAAAACAAAAACCUGAGAUUGUACUUUUGUACAGGAGGUUCAAAUUACAAUGACAAUUUUAUGCACUUCGCUGUAUUAACAGUGUACAACUCUCGUUUGAUCCUCCGUGGAUUAAUAUUCUGCUUUUUAAAAAUACCUAUGUUGUUUUCUUUUUCUUUCACUUUUGAAGGAGAGAGAACAUAUUAGGAUGGGGGAGGUGGGGGGUGGGAGGGGAAAGGCCAUCCGUGGCUGCUUUCGCUCUGGGCAAGUUGGGUCUUUGUGAUAUAAAAUUAGAAGAGAAAUGUGAGCUCUAGUUUUCCAAUGGCGUUCUUAGAGCCUGGGCGCUGUUAUGUAGGUUAAGGGUUAGGGAUCGCCUUGUUUUCUUUGUGUUUCUGCAAGAGUAACUAACCUUGUAAUACGUUAAAUAACAAAUAUAAAUCAAAAACAUUUUAGCAACACUCUCUCGCUCCCUCUCGCCCUCUCCGUGUCUGCCUCUCUCAGGCGAUCCUUUCUAAUCUCUCUCGUGUCUCGUUCGCUCGCUCCCUCCCUUCUGUUUCCCUCUCUUCCCCCUCUCUUUCUCUCUCUCCCACUCUCCAUGUAAAUUUAUUAACCAAAAGAAAAGCCCUCAAUUCACUGAUCAGCUGAUAGACGUGGUUUUAAAUAAUAAUGCAUUUCUCUUGCAGUGGUCUGGUUGGGGUGUGUUUUUUGGAAGGAUUAUUCGAAAGUCAAUAAAGGCCGUUUGGGGCGAGCACUGUGUAUUUUGAAAUAACGUCUCCCCCUCCUCCCUCGACCCCUCCCGCUCUCCCCUCCCCCAAUCAAUAAGAAAUAUCAGAUGUUUAGCUGUAAAGAAGAAAAAUGCCCCCAAAAUGACACAUUUCUCUCAUAAGAGAGAAAACACAAAAGCAGCCGGGUGUGUUUAGGAAGUGAACAGUCUGGGUUCUUAUCCCAGCUCCAAGCAGGAGCAUUUUAGCCGUCCAAAGGGGAAGAAUGCCACCCACACAGCCAACUCAUGGUCAGUUCGCCUUGACAAAUGGAGACCCACUCAACUGCCAUUCCUACCUAUCCGGAUAUAUAUCCCUGCUUCUUCGAGCUGAGCCCUACCCAACGUCCCGCUUUGGCAGCCAGUGCAUGCAACCCAACAACAUCAUGGGCAUCGAGAACAUUUGUGAACUGGCAGCUCGGAUGCUCUUCAGCGCAGUGGAGUGGGCCAGGAAUAUUCCCUUCUUCCCAGACCUCCAGAUCACAGAUCAGGUGGCCCUGCUCCGGCUGACCUGGAGCGAGUUGUUUGUGCUCAAUGCUGCCCAGUGCUCCAUGCCCCUUCACGUUGCCCCGCUCCUGGCAGCGGCGGGCCUUCAUGCCUCGCCAAUGUCUGCUGAUCGAGUGGUUGCCUUUAUGGACCACAUACGAAUCUUCCAGGAGCAAGUGGAAAAACUGAAGGCAUUACACGUUGAUUCAGCAGAAUACAGCUGUUUAAAGGCCAUAGUCCUCUUCACCUCAGAUGCCUGUGGUCUCUCUGAUGUAGCCCAUGUGGAAAGCCUGCAGGAAAAGUCACAGUGUGCUUUGGAAGAGUAUGUUAGGAGCCAGUACCCCAACCAGCCAACACGAUUUGGAAAGCUCUUGCUUCGCCUUCCUUCCCUUCGCACUGUCUCCUCUUCUGUCAUAGAGCAAUUGUUUUUCGUCCGUUUGGUAGGUAAAACCCCCAUAGAAACCCUAAUCAGGGAUAUGUUACUAUCUGGCAGCAGUUUUAACUGGCCUUAUAUGGCAAUUCAAUAAAAAAAAAAAAAAAAAAAAAA
Molecule: messenger RNA, 1813 nt
Organism: Sarcophilus harrisii (Tasmanian devil)
Lineage: Eukaryota; Metazoa; Chordata; Mammalia; Dasyuromorphia; Dasyuridae
Gene: NR2F2
Product: nuclear receptor subfamily 2 group F member 2
Exons: 3
Coding region: 1008-1793 (261 amino acids)
Biological process (GO): anatomical structure development; negative regulation of transcription by RNA polymerase II; cell differentiation
Molecular function (GO): RNA polymerase II cis-regulatory region sequence-specific DNA binding; zinc ion binding; retinoic acid binding
Source: RefSeq, a predicted model, not a curated record